CAGACAAAGGGGGAGAAAAAGAGAGGGAUCCAGCCAGGGGCACAUAAUGAGACGGGCAGAGAAGAAAGAAGAGGAGGUCAAUGCACACACAUUCUCCUGUGACACCAGCAAAUCCUGCUCAAUUUGACUAUUUUCUUUUUUUGGGUAAAAGAAUGUUCUGUUUGCUUUGCAGGAGUUUACUUAGGCUGGGGGUGGCUGGAUAGCGGUAACCUUUUGGAACUAAACUCUGUCCCUGUUUCCUAGUCUAUGCCAGCCCUUCCUCAUCUGACUCUAUUACCUUCUCCCUACUGAACAGACUGUGCAUAUGAAUGAAUCUGCAUAUAAACCCCCCCGCCAGACCUCAACAAUUGGCUCACCAGAUUUAGGACUGACUUCAAAGGACAACCUUCAGGACAAGGGACUGCUGUACAAGAUGGAUUAUGUGCUGGUCAGUUCCCUAAUGUGGCUAUGCGUUUUACUCCAAGGCAUCCUGACUCCGAUUUCGGUGUGCCAAACUCAAGAGAACCAGACAUUAGAAGGACUGGCCUGGUCAGAUAUCUAUAACCGCAGUAAGUGCCAACCUCGAUGGGUCCUUCUGAAUCUCCUACACGAGUUUCCCCAGUUUUCAGAAUUCCUCUUCAAGCCAGCAUGUGUGUCAGUCCAGCGCUGUGCCGGUUGCUGUUUGGAUGAAGCUCAGAGCUGCUUUCCCUUGCAGUCACACAUUGUAAAAAUGGAGGUUUUAAGGAAAAAAUCUCCCCAGGAGGAAUACACAAACAUGUCUGUUAUUCAGCAUUCAGACUGUGAAUGCAGGCCCCGUGACAGCAGUAUACUGAGGCCUGGCAGACUCUUUACAACCUCAGUUUUAAAGAGAGGAAAGAAACGAAGGCGAAAAGGGAAAAAAGGCAUUCGCUCCACUAAGAACCCAAGGUCUGUCUGUUCACCUUGUGACCAUAGGUGGACAUUAAACCCUGAAAACUGCCAAUGUGUGUGUCAGAAAACUGAGGAACAGUGCAACCAGCGGGGACUGAUAUUCAAUCAACAUCAAUGCAGGUGCGAAAUACCAAGAAGCUGACAGUCACCUAGCAAACAAUAUAACUAGAAUUUAAGUGGUUUCAUAUCCAGAGCCAUAUGACUUUGCACCUUACUGCAUUGGUCCUUCACCCCUCACUGCUAGAAUGAGGAUCACGGUUGGAAAACAUCCACUGGUGAAUAUCAUGACUAACGUUACAGUGAGCCUAAAUAUGGAGAAUUUGCAGUCAGGUUGGAGGCCUGGCCCACUUGGUUGGCAAAUAUUAUGUGGACUUGCUGAAGAGUGAACUCAGGAUUUUGAGCAAACUGGCAAAGAUUUUUUUAUACAUUUUAUUAUAUGUUUUACUGUAGACUUACUGAGGCCUUGUUCACACAGGC
This is a messenger RNA of Nanorana parkeri, 1386 nucleotides long. RefSeq names its product vascular endothelial growth factor B (gene VEGFB). Gene Ontology annotation, biological process: positive regulation of protein phosphorylation; positive regulation of angiogenesis; induction of positive chemotaxis. NCBI's taxonomy places the organism in Eukaryota, Metazoa, Chordata, Amphibia, Anura, Dicroglossidae. The transcript is spliced from 8 exons. Bases 305 to 1051 code for a protein of 248 amino acids. The record is from RefSeq and is a predicted model, not a curated record. Gene Ontology annotation, molecular function: chemoattractant activity; heparin binding; vascular endothelial growth factor receptor 1 binding. Gene Ontology annotation, cellular component: membrane.